AUGUAUUUAGUAACACAAGUUUUAAUAUUAGUAUACGCUAUAUAUCUUAGCGACGCUGGUUAUGGAAUACCAGGGCCGCCAACACCCGGCUAUGAAUAUGGACAAUCUGACGUGCAAGCACCAUCCUAUGUACCAGCAUACGCAAGAAACCAGCACUUUUCAAAGACAGGCAACUCUGGAACAAAAUCUGGUUAUGGUGGUACCAAAACAGGUUAUGGUGGAACCAAAACCGGUUACAGUGGAACCAAAACCGCUCACGGCCGAACUAAAACUAGUUACGGUGGAACUAAAACUGGAUACGGCGGCACAAAGAAUGCAUAUUCUGGUACUAAAUCAAAAUAUGCAGAAAGCAGUUCAUGGCAUUCUAAUUAUGGUAAACCACCCAGCUACAGUCAGUUCCUGAACAACGCUAAUCUACCGUUCGUGCCUAAAUGCGAGCCGGAUUGCAAGAACUCAGGCAUAUGCGUGGACACCAAUACGUGUCAGUGUCCGGUGAACUUCCACGGAAAGUACUGCGAGUUUGAGAAGAAGCCAUGCCUGUCUAGUCCCCCUCAGCCUUUCAACUCCGAGAAGAUGUGCACGUCAGAAUUGUGUACCAUCACCUGCACGGAAUCCCACAAGUUCCCCGACGGUUCCACCAUAGCUAACCUGCAAUGUUCCGAUGGGCAAUGGGUACCAACCCGAGCUGACUUCACCUCCAUUCCUGACUGUAUGCCUGAAUGCACUCCGGAAUGUAUGAACGGUGGAGUUUGUUUAGACGUCAAUACCUGCCAGUGCCCUGAUGACUUUAGAGGACCGCAGUGCCAGUACCCCACUACCGCUUGCGAUAUUCAGAAACUCGGAUUCAACGGCGUUUACCACUGUUUUGGAGACAGCGACACCUUUAGCUGUGUGAUCUCAUGCCUCGGUGGAACCAAUUACAGCAGCCCACCUGCCGAACUGUACACCUGUUUGUACUCCACUGGAGUUUUUGAACCUCAGCCUGUUCCGCAAUGCGUUUCCCCUGAUGUCGUCGUUAUUGCUCCUGGAAGUCAUAAGUAUAAUAAAACCAGCCAUUCAGAAACUACAAGUGAUUCCCAAUGGACCCUGCAGACUAUAAAAGGCGGCCACUCGCAAUACGAAACCAUUACCGGUAGUAGCACCAUCACCUCUACCCAUGGCAGCCAAGCCAAGCAUGGCUUCUAUGGCUCCAAGAAUACCGUGGUGGUGAUUCAAGACCUUACACCUAAAAGUGGCACUUGCCUAAGCUGGGCCGGAGUGCAUUAUAAGACUUUUGAUGGAGUAAUCUAUAGUUUCCAAUCACCGUGUGAACACGUGCUGGUCCGCGAGGCGAAAGAGCACAAGUUCUCUAUCGAAGUCAAGCACGGCGAGUGCAAGGACAAGUUGAACUGCCCCAGCGAGCUGACUCUCUAUCUCGAAGAGAAGUUCUACGUUCUUAGUGUCGGCGCGGACGGGUCUGUGCUGUUCCGCAACACGAAGCGUCUGAUCCCAAUGCCGGCGUCUCUCCCCGGGAUCAGAGUCUCCAUGCCGAGCGACUACGUACUGGUCAACCUGGACAGUGUCGGCGUCACACUCAAGUGGGAUACCAAUAACAUGAUUCUCGUCGAAGGCUCAGUCCUCUUGUGGAACAAUACGGAGGGCUUGUGCGGAACGUUGGAUGGCAACCCCGAUAACGACUUAAUGACAAAAGAUGGAACUAUAGCCAAAACCAAGUCAGUACUCGCUUCUUCCUGGAUGGUCAACAAAAUUGGUGAUGUGUGUGAGAGUAAUCCAACAGAGACCAGCGCCUGCGCAUCACUGGCCGACGCCGACAUGAAGAGAGCUCAGCAGUUCUGUACUAAGAUCUUUAGCAAAGACAAAUUCAGGAAAUGUUCGAUGGUAAUGGAUAUCACUAUGUUGCUCGAGACUUGCCAAUGGGAUUACUGCGCCUGCGCAACUAGUUUGAGUCCUGAGGAAUGUGGCUGCAGCACUGUUGCUGUAUACGCCAAGGAGUGUUUACGUCAUGGCGUCGAAGAGAUGAAGAGCUGGAGAGACGACGAGACCUGUCCAAUGAAGUGUCCUGAAAACAAGGUCUACAAGUCUUGCGGGCCAGACUUCCAGCCAAGUUGCGCCUUCCCGCAGCCACCAGCGAAUAGUAACAACAGCACUUGCGUGGAGGGUUGUUUCUGCCCUGAAGGUUUGCUUUUAGAAGAAGGACGUUGUAUUCCCAAGAACAAGUGCCCCUGUCGGUAUAAGAAUAGAAACUUCAAGCCUGGAAAGACUAUCAAAAAGGAUUGUAAUACUUGUACGUGCCAGUCGGGCGAGUGGACGUGCACGAAGGUGGCGUGCGGCGCGCGCUGCGGGGCCAUGGGAGACCCUCACUACUCCACCUUCGACGGGCUGCGGUACGACUUCAUGGGCCACUGCACCUACACCAUGCUCAAGACCGACAAUCUCACCGUCGAGGUGGAGAAUGUCGCCUGCUCUGGGUCUAUCACUGAGGCAAUGAACUUAACCCCUUAUAAAGGAGAAGGCAAACCGUCAUGCACUAAAGCCAUCAGCUUGAACUACGAUGGAGCCAGCAUCCACAUGAAGCAGGGUGGAUUCAUCUUGGUGAACGGCAAGGAGGUAUCCGCCCUCCCCGUCAUGGUGGGUGAUGUAAGGAUCAGGGCUGCUUCAUCUCUGUUUGUUAUUGUGCAAAUGCCAAACAAAGUGGACCUGUGGUGGGAUGGAAACACUCGAGUCUUCAUUGACGUACCCCCUGCAUUCCAGGGCAAAACGAAGGGCUUAUGCGGAACCUUCAACUUGAACCAAAAAGACGACUUCCUAACUCCCGAGAACGACGUGGAACAGAAUGCUCUAGCGUUCGCCAAUAAGUGGAAGACCAGAGAAUUCUGUUCUGAUAUUGAUACUAAAGAACCAGAGCACCCCUGUAAAGCCAAUGUGGAGAAUAAGGAGGCCGCUGAGAAAUACUGCAGCAAGUUGAAGAGUAAAGUGUUUGAAGCGUGUCACUGGGACGUGGACGUGGAGGCGCACUACGAGGCGUGCGUGUACGACAUGUGCGCGUGCGCAGGCGACGUGUCGCGCUGCCUGUGCCCCGUGCUCGGCGACUACGCCAUGGCCUGCGCCAAGGCCGGCGUCAUCAUCCAGUGGAGAUACCACGUGCAGGAGUGCGAAAUCCAAUGCACGGGUGGUCAGGAGUACACGGUGUGUGCGGACAGUUGCCUGCGCAAGUGCUCCGACAUGGCGCUGGCGGCCAGCGGCACCUGCAAGCCCUGCUGUGUUGAAGGCUGCGCAUGCCCGCAGGGACAGCUACUAGACGACAAUGGACUGUGUGUUCCCACUGCUCUGUGCCCUUGCUACCACAAAGGGCUGCAAUUUAACGCUGGCUAUAAAGAGGUCCGAGCUGGUAGACGAGAAAGGGAAUUAUGCACCUGUGUGGGUGCUCGUUGGGAUUGCAAGCCGGCGAAACCUGAUGAGAUUCAGAACUACCCGCCAGCCGAGGAUUUGAGGAGUAACUGCAGCGCUAGCAAUAACAUGGAGUUCAGUACCUGUCAAAUUUCAGAGCCGCUUACUUGCAAGAAUAUGCACCUCCCACCAUCAUCCACAACAGCAGAAUGCCGUCCAGGUUGCCAGUGUAAAAAGGGCUUCGUUCUGGACAUGGUAUCUAAAAAAUGCGUCACCCCAGCGCAGUGCCCAUGUCACCAUGGUGGACGCAGUUACCCUGACGGACAUACCAUGCAAGAAGAGUGUAACAAAUGCGAGUGUAAUAGCGGUACCUGGAAUUGUACGACCAAGAAAUGCGCCGGUCUGUGUUCAGCGUGGGGAGACUCCCACCUGGUGACAUUCGACGGUAGCGACUAUGACUUCGAGGGAGUCUGCACUUAUUUACUGGCUAAAGGAGUCAUGGACAGCAGCGAUGGCUUCGAUGUUGAGAUACAGAAUGUACCAUGUGGCACUACAGGUGCAACUUGCUCCAAAUCCGUAACUCUCAAGAUUGGACGUGGCAAUAACGAGGAGAUCGUUUCUCUCACCAAAGACGCUCCUAUUCCUGACAUUAGCAAACUAAAGAGGAUCAAGAUGCGCAUAGCUGGUGCCUACGUAUUCCUGGAUGUACCUUCUCUAGGCAUGAGCCUGCAGUGGGACCGGGGUAUGAGGGUCUAUGUCAAAGUAGAAGCUAUUUGGCAAGGAAGGGUGAAAGGUCUAUGCGGCAAUUACAACGGCGACAUGCGAGAUGACUUCCAGACGCCCUCAGGGGGUGGCAUGGCUGAAUCUUCUAUUUUAAUAUUCGCUGACUCGUGGAAGCUCAAACCGACUUGUCCAAAACCCUCACGGAUCAUUGAUCACUGCAAACAACGUCCCGAGCGCAAAGACUGGGCAGCAUCGACUUGCUCGGCCAUGAAGCGCUACCCGUUCACGCUGUGCCACGCCGAGGUGCCCCCGUCCCCGUACAUAGAUCGCUGUACGCGUGACGCGUGCGCGUGCGACUCGGGCGGCGACUGCGACUGCGCAUGCGCCGCGCUCGCCAACUACGCGCACGCGUGCGCGCACCGCGGCGUCACCUUCAAGUGGCGGACGCAGGAGACUUGUCCCAUGCAGUGCGAUGAGGAGUGUUCCAACUAUGAUUCCUGUUUAUCGGCGUGUCCGCUAGAAACUUGCGACAACACCCUGUUCUACUCAGAUAUGAAAAUUAACUGUGAACAAGACACUUGCGUGGAAGGUUGUAAACCCAAGAAGUCCUGCCCUGAAGGCCAGGUGUACAAGAACAGCACCCACAUUGAAUGCGUACCUCGUGCUAAGUGCAAGCCGGUGUGCAUGACUCUGGAGGACGGCAGAGAGGUAGAAGAGGGUGAGAUCAUCGAAGAGGAUGCCUGUCACACGUGCAGGUGUUCUAAGAAACAUAAAGUGUGUACUGGACAGCCGUGUUCUACUGCAGCACCAUCAUUGACGUCACCGAAACCUAACGACGAGCCCUUGAAGUGUGUCUCCGGUUGGACCAAAUGGAUUAAUAGAGGACCUCCUGAGAUCGGGAACCUUGGGGAGUCUAUUGACAACGAACCGCUGCCGAAACCUAAUGAACUGGUAAUCGGAAGUCCGAUGUGCAAACAAAGUAUGAUGAAGAAGAUCGAAUGUCGCACGGUGGGUGACCACAGGACGCCCAAGGAGACGGGACUGGACGUGGAGUGCAGCCUCGAGAGAGGACUUGUCUGCAAGGAGGUGGGGAAGGCCUGCCUCGACUUUGAGAUCAGAGUGUACUGCGAGUGUGAACAGCCAAAUGCAUGCGAGAACUCCGUACGUCCUAAUGAGCCUCACCCCACGGAUUGCACCAAGUUCUACGAAUGCGCUCCAGACAAAGUGGUACUAAAGGACUGCGCCCCUGGGACCAUGUACAACCCCGUCACGAUGGUUUGUGACUGGCCCGCUAGCGUGGCCAAGGUCAGACCUGAAUGCGAUUCGAACACAAUUGAGGCCGCCCCCCCCGCGGAGUGUCCCCCCGGGAGCGAGUUCUCGGAGUGCGCGUACCGCUGCGACCGCCUGUGCGACUCCUUCAGGACCACGCUCAUGGCGCAGGGACGCUGCCGGGGAGAGAAAUGCGUGGAAGGGUGUAAGAAGCUUUCGUGUGACGCCAACUCUUACUGGCGCGACGAGAACACCUGUGUGCCGAUGAAGGACUGCACUUGCUUCUCAGAAGGCAAGAUUGUUAAGCCAGGAGGAGUGGUAGUAGACGGUUGCAUCAAGUGCCAAUGUAUCAACAAUAACUUCCACUGUGACUCAAGCGAGUGUGUGGUAGUCAGUACCAUUGUGCCAGGGUCUACGCAUCAGCCGAUCAUCGAACCCCACAUUUUUCCCACUCCCGGAAAACCACGUACCACCACAACCACAACUACAACAACUACUCCACAGCCUACAUCACCAUCUACAAUACCAGUUCCUGAAUGCUUGCCUGAAAACUACGUAGAUCUCCUGUGGGGUGACCAGCCGUUGCCUGAUUCAGCGUUCAGCGCCAGUUCCGUCGCCAGCCGACUGUACGAGCCGCAGUACGCCAAGCUGAACGGACACCCACUUGACAUCACAGCUGGCAGUUGGAAUCCAAAGACCCAGGACCAGAACCAGUAUAUACAAGUAGAAUUUCCUGCACCUCAACCUAUCUACGGCGUGAAGAUGCAAGGCAGUCCACUAUUCACCCAGUACGUCACCUCCUACGAAGUGUUGUAUGGACCCGACAAAGACCACCUGGUACCCGUUCCUGGAGAUGAUGGAAAGCCUAAGGUGUUCACCGGACCUUCAGACAAUAAUAAUUCUAAGAAGCAAAUGAUAGAACCACCAGUAGCUGCCAAGGUCAUCCGCAUCAGACCUCUGACGUGGCACGAAGAAAUUGCCUUACGAUUCGAGCUCAUUGGUUGUGGGGAACUGACGACAACUGAAGAACCUACUACUGUUAUGUCUACUACGACUAGUUCGACUACGACUACAACGACUACACCUACAACAACAAUACCAGAAACGACGACUACACGAAUAACGACGACAACUAUUGCAGCUCCUCUUAUUCUUCAAUCAACUGUUAGCCCGCCGCCUGAAUGUAGUCCUUACAGCUACAUAGACUUGAUGUGGGGUGACCAACCAUUGCCGGACUCCGCCUUUAGCGCCAGCUCAACGGCCAGCUCGCUCAAUCAACCUAAAGAUGCGGUACUCAAUGGUUUUCCACUAAAUCACACAGCUGGCAGUUGGAAUCCGAGCGUCUCAGACAAGAACCAGUACAUCCAAGUGGAAUUCCCUCGGCGAGAACCAAUCUAUGGUGUAAUGAUGCAAGGUAGUCCUCUGUUUGAUCAGUACGUCACCAGCUACGAGGUACUUUAUGGCGAUGAUGGAAAGGUAUUCUCUACAGUCAACGGACCUGAUGGUAAACCUAAGGUAUUCCGUGGGCCAGUAGACAACCAAACCCCCAAGAAACAGAUGAUCGAACCGCCGAUAGAGGCGAAGGUGGUCCGCAUCAAGCCUCUCACGUGGCACGAACAGAUCGCCGUCAGGUUCGAGCUCAUCGGGUGUCAGGAGCCGGUGGAAACUGAGUCCACAUCUGAAGCAUCCACCACUCCAUCACUGGAUUGCACUGAACCUCUGGGCAUGGCGGCUGGUCUGCCCGUAGAGAUGAUAGAAGUGAGCUCCAACUUCGACGCCCGGCAGUACUUCACACUCGAGGGGGAGAGAGGCUGGAGGCCGCUCUACAGCACUCCCGGGGAAUGGAUCAUGUUCAACUUCACUUCACCACGUAACAUCACCGGCAUCUACACCAAGGGUGGUCCCAAGGGUUGGGUGUCCACCUACAAGAUUCUUUACACCUCUGACCUUUCGAUCUUCAACCCUGUAGUCGACGAGCGGAAAGAAGAUGUGAUCUUUGCUGGAAACUAUGACAAGGAGAGUACGGCAACGAACGAGUUCCAUCCACCGUUACACGCACAGUAUCUGAAAGUUCUGCCACUUACCUGGAAGGAUAAUAUUGAAAUGAGGGUUGAACCCAUCGGAUGCUUCGAGCCCUAUCCAACAACAGUAGCAACAGAGACUACUCCCAGCCGUUACAGGGAGCCAGUGCUAAAGAACACCUGCGAGUUCUGUCCCGGCGUGCAGAAAACAGAGUUUGCGUGCGUGUGCGCGGACCCCGCCAAGUACUACGACGGGGAGAACUGCGUCACCAGGGACCAGUGCCCGUGCAUAGAGUCCUUCAUGUCAUACCCCGUGGGCUCCUCCUUCCGAGGGUCGAACUGUGAUGAGUGCGUGUGCAAGCUGGGUGGGGUCACCAUCUGCACGCCGGUCAAGGAGUGCACGUGUGCACCGGAAUUAAUACCGAAGCUUUCCAAAUCGACAUGCGAUUGCGGCUGUGAACCUUGUCCCAACGGCACCAAGAUCUGCUCCACGAGCAAACUGUGCCUACCUCUCGAAAAGUGGUGCAACGGUCUCCAAGACUGUCCUGACGAUGAGAAGGAUUGCACAACCAAUUCCACCAGCACCGUCACUACUCCGAAGACGACAGUCACUGAACCCACUAUUGUGACUACUCAUCAGCCAACUGUAGCUGCAGAACCCACCACUCCUAAACCUGUGGUAUGCCCGGUGGUGGAGUGUCCACCUGGCUACUCUGUCGUCUAUACUAAAAGCUCUCCGACCACUUCUCCCUCAACAACGUACGGAAAUUCCGAUCUACCGCCUCCAAGACCUCGGUACUCCUACCAAAGAUACGUUAAGGGUGGCUACUCUAAGGGUGGCUACUCUAAGGGCGGUUACUCAAAGGGUGGCUAUUCUAAGGGAGGUUAUUCAAAGGGAGGAUACUCUAAAGGAGGAUAUGGUGGAUACGGCUUGCCACCCCCAUCUCGUCCAAGCGAAGCCUUCUCCCUGGACAAGCCCGAAGUAAACACGACCCUGGCAGCACCAGUACAGGAAUGCGCACAAUUCAAGUGUAUCCCCAAGCUGCCGCCGUUCAGACCUGGUGGUGGAGUGACUCCUCCUCCUGUCUGUUCCGUGGUGUCUUGUCCUCAAGGGUACACCCUCAAGUUAGACAGCGUUGCGUCCAUGCACAACAGAUGCCCUCAGUACGACUGUGUCCCGCCGCCUGAACGCCAAGUGUUCUGCAAUGUUACCGGACGCACGUUCAACACCUUCGAUGGCACCGAGUACAAAUACGACGCCUGCUUCCACAUACUCGCUAGAGAGAACAAGUUUGACUCUUGGCUCAUACUCCUCCGCAAGAAAUGUCGUUUAGACGGAUGCCGCAACGAGCUUCUGGUACUCCAAGACGAUCAACUGAUCCUCGUUAAACCCAACAUGAUGAUAGAAUACGACAACUACGAGUAUACCGUGGAGCAGACCAGCAAAAUCUGCUUCCAAAAGAACAGCUAUGACGUGGCGCAACUUGGAAACGGUAUUUCGAUCAAGUCUAGGAAGUACAACUUCACAGUGCUGUACAGCUCCGAAGGUGAUAUCAAGAUUGGUGUGUACAAGAAAUACAUGGGCUCAGUGGACGGCCUGUGCGGCGCGUUCGACGGCAAUCCGUCCAACGACCGCAGCCUGCCGGGCGGGCGCCUCGCCACCAGCAUCGACGAGUUCGGCCGCUCCUGGGCCAAGCCCGGCCUCCCACCUAACGCUUGCCAGAUCAAGAUCACCUCCGACGAGAAGCAGAGGCACGCUUGGGAUCUGUGUAACGCCAUCAUAAAAGAACCGCUGUCCCAAUGUGCUAAAGUGUUAAACCUGAACAAGUGGCGUUCCAUCUGCUUGGAGAAGAUCUGCCAAUGUACAGAUUUAGUGGUGAACGGCACCCAUCGCACUGGAGAACAGUGCCGAUGUCUGCUUGUGGAACAAAUGGUGGCUGAGUGUCUCGCUGCUGACAAAAAUAUAGAUGUCUCAUCUUGGAGGAUACAACUGGAUUGUCCGGCGGAGUGCCCGGCGCCGCUGGUGCACUACGACUGCUACCGCAAGCGCUGCGAGCCGGCGUGCUCGGCGCUGGGCGCGGCCCCGCGCGCCUGCCCGCUCGAGGACGGCCAGUGCUUCCCCGGCUGCUACUGCCCCGAGGGCAAGCUGCGCAAGGCUGACCGCUGCGUCGCGCCCGCCGACUGUCUCGACUGCAAGUGCCACGGAGUAGGCGCACCAGCUAAAUACGUAACCUUCGAGGGAGACGACCUUCCCUUCCUGGGCAACUGCACCUACUUGGCUUCAAGAGACAGGAAUGCCACCGGCCAUCACAAGUACGAAGUGUACUCCACCAACGGCCCUUGUGAAGAUAACGGCGUCGUUUGCACCAAGAUUGUACAUCUUUUGUAUGAGAAAAACGUAAUUCAUGUGUCCAAAGACCAGGAUACUAAGAAGCUUUUAACGACAAUCGGCGAUACGGCAAUAUACAAGUUCCCUGUGAAGAAAGACUGGGUUACAAUUAGCCAAGUAAACGGACAGGACAUCUCUAUUGUACUUCCGGACAUACAUGUUGAGCUCACAGUUCUGCAGUCGAAGAUGGAGUUCACUGUGAGAGUUCCUUCAUAUCUGUACGCGAAUCAAACGGAAGGCCUCUGUGGAGUGUGCGCUGGUUACCAAGAUGAGCUCAUCACCAGCAAUGGAACUGCUACUGAUGAUUUUGAAGAAUACGGUAAGAGCUGGGAAGCUACACCAGAAACUUUGAAGAACUUAGGUAUGUCAGAAGAAGCGCAGUGUGAUCAACCGCCAUCAGCACCGGAGUGCGUGCUGCCUCCUCCGGAAACGAAUCCCUGCUACAAUUUGCUUAAUGCUGAUAGAUUUGGAGCCUGUCAUGCUCUGGUAGAGCCUGGUCCGUUCGUGGAGUCGUGCGAGGCGGACCUGUGCGCCAACGUCACGGAUUCGUGCGCGGCGCUGGAGCGCUACGUGGCUGAGUGUCGGCGCCAGGGCGUGUGUCUGCAGGCCUGGCGCGCCGACCUCUGCCCCUACCCUUGUAAGGAACCCUUCGUGUACCAGCCUUGUGUGGACUGCGAGAGGACUUGUGAUAACUUUGACGAGUUGUCCAAGAGGCCUGACAUGUGCAUCGAACAACCUGCCGAAGGCUGCUUCUGUCCUGAAGGAAAAGUGAGAGUGAACAACACGUGCAUUGAGCCAAGUAAAUGCUUCCCUUGUGACGCAAAGAAAGAACACUACGCAGGAGAUGAGUGGCAGGAGGAUGCAUGUACGAAAUGCACGUGCAGCAAACUUGCCAAUGAAAACACAGGACACGUGUCAUGUACUAAACAAACUUGCAAAGCGCCCGUGUGUUCAGAGACUGAAGAUAUGAUCACUAAGCCAGCGAAACCUGGACAGUGUUGUGCUGAAUACUUGUGCAUACCGAAACCAGUGGCAAACUGCACGGAACCUAAGAAGAUGGAAUGUGGGUUCGGUCAAGUGCUGAAACAGAAGACCACGCCUGAAGGAUGCAAGGAAUUUGCUUGUGAAUGUAAGCCUACAAGUGAAUGCGAGCCAUUACCGAACGAAAAUGAAGUAGAAAUCUUGGAGCCUGGCAUGAAACGCGUGGUGGACACGAGCGGCUGCUGUCCCCGAGUUCAAUUCCUAUGCCAAGUUGAAACGUGUCCUCAUCCGCCUCAGUGCGAUAAGUAUUAUGAGCUAAAGACCACCAAUGAUAGUAACAAGUGCUGCCCACAGUAUAAAUGCGAAUUGCCCAAGGACAAAUGCGUGGUGACAUUGGAAUGGGAGGCAGCUUCUAAAGGUGGAGAAAAAGUUAGGACUACCCCGCAGGUCGUUCUCAAAGAUGUGGAGUCGGUGUGGCUGGACGGCCCGUGCCGCUCGUGCCGCUGCGAGAGCGGGGCGCGAGGCGCGGCGGCGCGCUGCUCCGUGACGGAGUGCAGCGCCAUCGUGAGCACGCCGCAGUUCGUGCUGGAGCCGCGCGCCGUGCCCUUCCAGUGCUGCCCCGUGCCCGUCUACGUGGCCUGCAUCGACCGGGACAACAUCUACAAGAUUGGAGAAAACUGGACAUCAGCAGACAACCCUUGCGAGAGCUACAAGUGCUCGCGCACCGAAACUGGAGAUACACUUGAAAAGGUCACAACUCUGUCCACCUGUUCUGAUGAAUGCCAGCCGGGUUGGAAAUACUACCCGGCGACCAAAGAGAGUGGUGAAUGUUGCGGCAAGUGUGAGCCGGUGGCCUGCAUCGUGGACGGCAAGGAGAGGCUCAUUGGAGAGAAGUGGACUUCCAGCGACUUCUGCGCCAACUACACUUGCGUCAACUUGAACGGAACUCUGCAAGUGCAAUGCUCGAAUGAAACGUGUCCAGAAGUGUCGGAUGCUGUCAAGAAACAAUUCGUACUGAAAACAGAAAAGGUGACUGGCAAGUGUUGUCCUAUCGAAGAACCUGUCGCGUGUCGCGUGGGCAACAAGAUUUACCAGGAAGGACAGACAUGGCUAUCCCCUGACCCGUGCAAGCACCUGACGUGUUCCCGAGACGUGAACGGCCACCUCACCCACCAGGAGAGUAUGACAACCUGCACGCGCAAUUGCAAGAAUGGCUGGAAGUACCAGAAUCCUCCGCCAAACGAGUGCUGUGGAAAUUGUGUGCAGGACCAGUGUGUGGUGGACGACAAACUUGUCUCACCUGGUACAACAUGGCAGUCUGCGGACAAUUGCACGACCUUCACGUGCGACAAGUCGGGUGAGGAGGUGUACGUGACGUCAUCGCGCCAGGCCUGCCCCGACGUGUCGCAGUGCGCGCCGCAGUACCUCGUCAACGAGACCUGCUGCCAGGUCUGCGAGGAACCUGCACAGGCUUUGAGUAAAUGUGUGCCCAGGCCGAUCCCCAGUUCAGAAACGGUGGGACAGGUGCGCUUACACCUGGGCCCGCACGGUGUCUGCGUCAACAAGGAGCCCAUCGUAGGGCUGCGCGACUGCGAGGGUAGCUGCGACUCCGGCACCAAGUACAACAAUAUGACGAGCACGCACGAGUCCAAGUGCGAGUGUUGCAGCGCGCUGCAGUACGAGGGUUUGGUGGUGGCGCUGAGCUGCGAGGACGGCUCGCACCAGCCGCACAAGCUGGCCUCGCCCAAGACUUGCACGUGCUCGGCCUGCGCCGGCCUCGCACAACCCUCCUGGACACGACCUGUUUACUCUGGAGUGAAAAACCCUCCAAAGAAGUUUGAAGAAAACUAUGAAAUCCCUCAGAUUUACCAACGAUUCGGAGAGACAACGCCACCCACGCGAUAA
Molecule: messenger RNA, 12675 nt
Organism: Arctia plantaginis
Lineage: Eukaryota; Metazoa; Arthropoda; Insecta; Lepidoptera; Erebidae
Source: the annotation of a GenBank genome assembly